This is a messenger RNA of Lucilia sericata (common green bottle fly), 1240 nucleotides long. RefSeq names its product ras-related C3 botulinum toxin substrate 1 (gene Mtl). The record is from RefSeq and is a predicted model, not a curated record. The transcript has 5 exons. Gene Ontology annotation, biological process: small GTPase-mediated signal transduction. Gene Ontology annotation, molecular function: GTPase activity; GTP binding. The coding region runs from base 318 to 905 and encodes 195 amino acids. Lineage: Eukaryota; Metazoa; Arthropoda; Insecta; Diptera; Calliphoridae.
AGAACAAGAAAAAAAUUUGAGAAGUGAAAAAGUGAUGAUGAAAGAAAAUUUUUAUUUAAAAAGAAAUUAAAUAAAAUAAAUAAAAAAGAAAGAAAUUUAGCUAUAUAAUAAAUGAAAUUAAGAAAUUUAUAAUUCAUUAAGUGUAAAGAAAAAUAGAAAAUAUAAAAAAUAAGUGAAUGUUGUAGAAAAAUCCGUAAAAAAAUUUUAAUUUUUGCUUUGCCCACUAGAAAGAAUAUAAAAUUAAGAAAAACAAAGAGGAUUAUAAGAUAAAUACAAAAAACCACCAACAAAAAAUAUAAUUUAUAGAGAUAUAAAAGAUGUCAACAGGAAGACCCAUCAAAUGUGUUGUCGUUGGCGAUGGUACUGUCGGCAAGACAUGCAUGUUAAUAUCAUAUACCACAGAUAGUUUUCCCGGUGAAUAUGUGCCUACAGUUUUCGAUAACUAUUCAGCACCCAUGCAAGUAGACACAAUACAAGUAUCACUGGGUCUAUGGGAUACAGCCGGGCAAGAGGAUUACGAUAGAUUACGGCCACUUUCAUAUCCACAAACGGAUGUAUUUCUGAUAUGUUUUUCAGUGGCGAGUCCAUCAUCGUUUGAAAAUGUCACCUCAAAAUGGUAUCCCGAAAUAAAACAUCACUGCCCCGAUGCGCCCAUUAUAUUAGUUGGUACGAAAAUUGAUUUACGUGAAGAUCGUGAAACGCUUAGUGCUUUGUCUGAGCAGGGCUUAGCGCCUUUGAAACGUGAACAAGGACAAAAAUUAGCAAAUAAAAUACGUGCUGUUAAAUAUAUGGAAUGUUCAGCUCUAACACAACGAGGCCUAAAACAGGUAUUCGAAGAGGCUGUGCGUGCCGUUUUAAGACCUGAGCCCCAAAAACGACGUCAACGAAAGUGUAUAGUUAUGUAAAAAUAUAUUCUUAAUGUUUAUAUUAACAAAUCUCCUACUUUAUUUCUCCAAACUCCUCUCGAAAACAAUCUCCGCUACAUCGAUUCUUUGCCCUCUUAACCCUGUCCAAACAAAUUUUGGUUGUAUUUUGGUUUGUGUCACCUGUGUAUGUAUGUCUUAUUUUAAUAUUCAUUCUUUUUAAACUAAAUUAAACAACUACUGGUAAAUACGUUGAGUAAACUUUACGCAAAUAAGAAUCCUUUUAAGUCCUAUAUUUAUAAACUACAUCUAAGUGAGAGAGAUACACAAAAUAAGAAAAACCACUAGUUUUUAUACCUUUUAAACCAAAUUGCUAA